CUCGUCAUUGGCGCUCCUUUUCGGUACUUGCAUCUCCUCCGGGCCUCAUUCUCGACUCUCAUCCGCCCUACCAUCCGCCGCCUUGUACACCCUUCAGCUGUGCCGGACCAUUCUCCUGAGAAGCAGUCACAGAUAGAGUGUCUCAGUGUCUCUCACUUCUUCGAGGACAAAUCACUUUGAACACCUCAUCCACUCCCAUCAGUCUCAAAGGGGGCAGCAUCAAGUCUAGCCUAGCUCAUUCUCCGCUUGGCCACGUCGUGUCUCUUCAUCUCUCUCCAUCUCCUCCAUCUCCUCCAUCUCCUCCGACAUGAGCUUCCACACCGUCUACAUCCGCCAGGCAGACGAUAGCUCGAGCUCCUCAGGCGGCGGCGGAAGUGGGGCUACAACCACUGAUAGUGGCGGGAAUGGCAGUGGAGGCAACACUGGUACCACCACCACCGCUGACAAUGGUGGAGGAUCCGGAUCGGGCACUACCACGGCUGGCAGUGGUGGUGGCAAUGGUGGAUCAACCUACACCACGACCUCGACCGCAGACUCCGGCAACGAUGACACCAGCACAGCCGCUUCUACUCGAGCCACCGGCAGGAGCACAGCCAGUGCAUCCACUGUCACUGAGACGGUCGUCAGCUCUCAGAGUGUCGUGACUGCCACUUCGGGUACCUCCAUCGUCCGCUCCACUGCGACCUUGCCCGGCACUCAGACCAACGUUGUCGUCGUGACACAGUCCGCCGGUUCGAGCGGCAGCGAUGGCAGCGGAAAUGGCACAGCCUCCAAUGAUACUUCCUCUGGCGGCUCUUCCAAUGCCGGCCUCAUCGGCGGUGUCGUAGGAGGUGUGGUCGGAGGUCUGGCGCUACUCACUCUACUCGCCGCCAUUCUGUUUCUCUGGAAGCGUAGGAGGGCUAGGACCGGUCAUGGCUAUUUCCUCUGCCUCGGUACUCGCCCUCUCUCGGACAAGGAAAUUGACUGGACCGACUUUGAUCCUGCAGCACCUAGCGGCACAGCUGGGGGUGCUGCUGCCGGAGCAGGAGCGGCCGGCGCUGCUGGUGGAAGGAGAAAUCGGAGGGAUCCCACCACCGGAGCUACCUUGCCUGCUGGCUUCGAUGAUGACGACCCAGAGAAUUACGGCGAUGACAACAACCCUGAGAUGAGUCAAUACGGCGGCGCUGCUGGAGUGGCUGGCGCUGGUGCAGCCGGAUACUAUGCCGGUCAUCACAACAACUCGGACGACAGCAGCCCACCGCAGACUUCGUGGAAUGCUUAUCCCAAUGGCGGACCCAACAAUGGCAAUGGUUCUUCUCUCGCAGGAGCUGGUGGCGCCGGAGCCAACCAGCCUUCCUACGCCCAUUUGGACCCACCCGAAGUGAGGGAGCAACGCGCAAGGGAGCAGGCAGCUCUCUCCGCUGCCGGCUCUGCCCUGGGUGGUGGAAGUGCAGCAGCAGCCUAUUCUCAGUCAGGCCACUCGGGCAGCUACCACCAGCACCACCCUUCUCUCGUACCUGGCAUCUCCUCGACUGGCUCGCCAACCGAAGACAUGGGAGGUGCUGGUCGUCGUCCCUCUUCUGGCUCCAUGAACAACAUGUUCAACGGCGGGUACGGAUAUGGAGCUGCUCCUCCACCGGCGUACUUUGAUGCUCCUGGUCAGCAACAACAAGGGCAGAGGUACCCUGCCACUUCUUCACAAGCUCACAGCGGAGCUGGAGGAGGAGGAGGCAGCGGUACCGAUGGGUACGGACACGGCUCUGGCGCUGGCGCUGGUAGUGCCGUUGGAACCGGUCUGAGCAGUGGAGACUACGAUGACGAUGAUGAAAUUGCACGAGACUAUCUAGCUGCUACUGGCGCUGGAGGCGGAAGUGGAUCAGCUGGAGGCAGGCUCAUGCUCUCAAAUCCAGACGAUGCAGAUGAGGAUGAAGACGAUGGAGCCGCUGCUGCUGCUAGACAGGCAGCUGGUUCUGGAAAGGAUUCGGCGCCUAGUGGCGGUACAUGGAGGGCGGUUUAAACAAGUUGUAUAGAAGGCACGCACGCAAGCAAAAAGAUUUGGACAGCACUUUUUUUGGUUCCCUGAAUUCUCUUCAGACAUUCACUUUUCCACCUUUGUUCUUUUUCUUUCCCUUCUCCUUUCCUGGUAUUCCGGUUCUUCUUUUCAGAAGAGUCGCACUCCCUUUCAAUGGAAAACCCCUUUUGUAGCAUGU
This is a messenger RNA of Microstroma glucosiphilum, 2189 nucleotides long. RefSeq lists its product as hypothetical. The transcript has a single exon. The record is from RefSeq and is a predicted model, not a curated record. The coding region runs from base 308 to 1996 and encodes 562 amino acids. Lineage: Eukaryota; Fungi; Basidiomycota; Exobasidiomycetes; Microstromatales; Microstromataceae.